UCAUGUUAUUUAAUUUAUAUACGAUAGAAAUAGUAUUUCUAUUAUUUACUUGAAGUCGUAAUUAAUUUUCGACUUAUAAAACGAGUUAUAAAAUAUGUAAUUUAUAGAGAGUUAUAACGAAGCUUCGUUAUAUGAGAACCCGAAAUUAGUAUUACAAAUACAGAAUAAGGAUUUUAUUCAUCACAUUCAUCUAGCACCUACACAUUUCCACAUCCAUCUUACUCUUAAAUAAAUUGAUGGUGUUGGAAACACUCAUCAUAUGCCAACCAUCCCACUAAACACUCAUCAUAUGCCAACCAUCCCACUAAACACUCAUCAUUCCACUAAACACUCAUUAUUCCACACACUCAUCAUUCCACUAAACACUCUUUACACCUUCUUUUGCCAGCCAUCUUCUACACCUUUAACAUCUCAACAUGCAAUUAGCUUUUAUUUAAUCAAAAUCAGCAGCCAACAUUCCUCCCAUUCCUCCUAACAUUCUGAUCCAAGCUAUACGUUCUUAUGCUUGAAUUAUAAUUCACUGAUUCCAGCUUUCCAAAUCAGUUUCCAAGAUUUCCCAAAACAAGAAAGAGAUCCAAUUUUGGUGAAUUCAGAAAGAAGAUUUUCCUCAUUUCCUACUCAUAUCAAGGUCCGGGCGACAGAAAGUGAAGCAGAAGAAGAAACGAUUCCACGCCAGCUUUAAGAACAAUUGAGAAUGCCUCCCAGAAGAGCCCCAAGAAACAAUGUGGGAACCGCAAACGAACCCCCACGAAGGGUUGAGGAACUUUUUCUUAAACAGAGCCCGCCAACAUUCAACGGGACCGGCAACCCGACUGAUGCCGAAAUCUGGAUUAGAGCAAUGGAAAGGAUUUUCGACUUUCUUUACUGUUCUGACCAAGAGAGACUCUCUUGUGUUGCAUUCCAACUAACUGGGUCGGCAGAUUUUUGGUGGGAAACCAAGAAGAGGGCAAUGACCCUCGAACAAUUGGAAAACCUGACUUGGGAAGACUUCAAGACGGAGAUCUACGAUAAAUACAUUCCCAAGAGCUACAGAAAGAAGAAAGAGACGGAGUUUUUCAAUCUGAAACAAAACAAGAUGUCCGUGACGGAAUACGAUCGCGCUUUCUGCGACAUGUCUCGCUAUGCCCCUCAUCUGAUCGACACUGAUGAAAAGAUGGCCGAGAAGUUUCGUUCAGGCCUUAGGCAUGAGAUCAAGAUGGCGCUUGCUGGUCAUGGUAAUCUCACCCACUCUGAGGCACUUAGCAGAGCCCUGGAUGUUGAAGCAGCCAUGCCUGAAGACCGCCCAACCCAGACUCAAGCUUCGGGAAACAACGAUCGUGGGAAGAGAAAAUGGGAUGGCAACAACAACAAUAAUAGGGGUUACUACAACAACCAAGAUAACAAGAGGCCAUGGCAAGGAAACAUGAUGCCACAAGGGCAAUGGCAAGGACGACCAGUCAAUCCAGGAUCAGCUGGAAACAAUCAGGGCCAGCUCAGGGCACCUUUGUGUCCCAAAUGCUCCAAGUCACAUCACGGCAUAUGCUUGGCUGGCAGCAAUACCUGCUUUAAGUGUGGCCAGAAGGGCCAUUUUGCCAGAGACUGUCAAGGAAAACCACAAGGAGGAAUGAGAUGGCCGAAUCAGCCGGGCCAAGUACAACCACUCAGGGCUAUCCAAGGCCAACAGUUACUCUACCCACCACCACAGCAGCAGUAUCGACCUGCGGCACGUCCACCGCAAAUUCCACAGGCAAGAGCCUAUGCCUUGCACAAGAAUAAACAAGGAAACAACCAAGGGAAUUUGGUAGGUAUGGGCACAUUACUUGACACACCUGUUAUACUUCUGUUCGACACGGGUGCCUCGCAUUCUCUUAUUGCAAGUGUAUGUGUAAAAACUUUAAAGCUCCAACCUGAAAAGACUAAUCAGGACUUGAGAAUUUCUUCACCAAUAGGAGGAAUAGCAGUAGUAACACAUGCUUGCUCGAACCUAGAACUGACCAUAGGAUCGUUUAAGCGGAGAACUAUGCCACGAUAUUGUGCCAAGAGCGGAAAAUCGGUUUCAACUUUCCAGGAAGGGACGCUUUGA
Salvia miltiorrhiza (redroot sage) is the source of this 2062-nucleotide messenger RNA. RefSeq lists its product as uncharacterized. Gene Ontology annotation, molecular function: nucleic acid binding; zinc ion binding; aspartic-type endopeptidase activity. Gene Ontology annotation, biological process: proteolysis. The transcript has 5 exons. NCBI's taxonomy places the organism in Eukaryota, Viridiplantae, Streptophyta, Magnoliopsida, Lamiales, Lamiaceae. The record is from RefSeq and is a predicted model, not a curated record. Bases 695 to 2062 code for a protein of 455 amino acids.